Rhizoctonia solani is the source of this 7698-nucleotide messenger RNA. Its product is annotated as Transposon Ty3-G Gag-Pol polyprotein. The transcript has 4 exons. Gene Ontology annotation, molecular function: nucleic acid binding; zinc ion binding. NCBI's taxonomy places the organism in Eukaryota, Fungi, Basidiomycota, Agaricomycetes, Cantharellales, Ceratobasidiaceae. The coding region runs from base 1 to 7698 and encodes 2565 amino acids. The record is from RefSeq and is a predicted model, not a curated record. Gene Ontology annotation, biological process: DNA integration.
AUGAGCAGGAGGUUGCGCAGCGGACGCAACUACGACGCAUCCGAGGUUCCUACCGCCCCCAAGAGACGGGCCGAUAAGCGCAUGGCUCCGAAAACAGCCAACCGCGUGGAACCCGAGACGUCGAACAAGACCACUGAUGAGCAAGCGAUUGUACCAGCGAGAAGAGUACAGCUCACCUUUGGCACCAUGCCCCAAGGCGCAAGAGAGCCUGGCGAGCGCAUGGUAGUGCUGGGUGUCGGGAAGCGCCAGGGAAUAGCCUUCGCCGACACCGAGGGAGUCAAGUUAUCUCCCUCGGCCUAUGUGGCCCUCACGCAACGAGCCCCACCUAUCCGGAAGGUGUUGAGCUGGCCGUUGCCGAUUAAAGAGACCCGCCGAGAAGCGGAUGCCCCCAUGAACAGGGAAGCGACCUCAGAACAGAGCGUCGAACUCGUCGAGCGAGCGUCGGUCGAGCAGACAAGCGCUCCCGCAUAUGCUGACGACCAGCGAGCAACUUCGGAAGUCCCUACGACCCCCAACAUAGGCGCGGAAAGUAGGAGGGAAUCGGACGACGAGAUAUUCGUAACGGCUAGGACGAGCCGUGUACUAAAUGAGAGCAUCGUCCUGGAUGAUGACGGCAAGCCCGUGUUAGCGCAAUAUAUAGUUAUUGAUGAGAAGGAAAGCGAGACACCUUCCAAGAAUAGUAAGCGCAAGCGUACCCGCCGUAAGUCUAAGGGUAAAGGCAAGGAAAAAGAGCUGGACAUCAGUGUCAGCACCGAAUCCAAGUCUACGGCUAAUCAUGAGGGCCUCACCUGGGACAAAGAGGUACGCCGAGCCAAUGGCAACGACGGGGGCCCAGGCGAUGUUGAGGAACUACCAGACGUUAGCGACUGGGUUAAUCCUAACUGGUCACGAUCGGAUUACAUACCCACGAGUGAAGGAGAUUGUACCAAAGCUGAAAGCGGAAACGGAAGCGUCGAAGUAAACGCGCUGAUAUACGAGCUGGCGGAUGAGUACGCAUUUGAUGAUGAGGAGUAUGCAUCAGUACUCCGGAACCUGAGGAGCUCCAAAAGGUCAGAAAGCACUCACAGUCAGACAAGGGGGGCUGGACCAUCGAGACAACCGCGCGUUACAAUCAAGGAAGUCGAUAGCGGGUCAGAGGACACAACAACAAGUCGCACCAGGUCACACAAGAGUAAGGGAAAGGCAAAGGCUAAGGCUAAAGGCAAGAAGAGGAAACGUCCUAGCCUGGGAGCCGCAUUGGAUGACCUAGAAGGGACGCGAGAGCGUCACGUACAACAAACAGACCCCCAAAGCACGCCAAACGCAUACAGGGGCGGGGGAUACCUGGAGGGUAUCAUAGAAUCAACCCCGGCUAGGAAGUCUAAGACGGAUAGCGAUGAGACUGAAUCCACGCAUACAAGCAGGUAUGGAGGUGGGGGACCUCCAGAUCCAUCAGAUAGUGGAUCCAAAACAGCCAACUCGUCCGACUCAAGCUGGACCGAAUCGUUGGCACGAUUGCGCGAUGAUAACCGUUGGAGGAAUAGACAGCUGGAGGAAUUAGUUGCAAAGCUCAAGAAGCAAAACAAGAAACUUGAGCAAAAGGUGGUCACGCAAGCGCGAUCAGGAUACAAGGCACAGUCACCCAAGACGUAUAAGGGCAAAGCGGACAUUGACAAGCUGGAUAUGUUCAUAUUCAAUUUCAAGGACGACAUGAGGAAGUUGUAUAAUGAAAAGAAGCAGGGAGAUUUGGGCGUGCAAGAUUAUUUUGCCAAAUUGGCUUGCUUACGAAGACGCUUACGGGAAGUCACAGACCACCAACAUGUGCUGAGAGUUUGGGACGGUGCAGCCCAAUAUAUUAAAGUGGGAUGGGCACUCAAAGGCAUGAGACCGGAAGCGACUACAUGCAAAACAUUGCAAGAAACAGCGCUGGACAUAGAGCGCGCGCACAAGUACAAACGGUCAAUUGAGAAAUUGGGAAAUGAGAAAUUGGGAUCAAGAAGGAACCAAUUGCGUAGUCCUUUGCAAAAGCAUGACCGUGCUUCUAAUUACAAGAACCCAGGGGACAAUCAAAGUGGCAGAAACCGCGGCAAUAACAAAGGGACUGGAUACAACAGUAACAGUAACGGUAACCGGCAGAACAAGCACCCAAACAAAUACAUGCGCGGCGGACAGGCAAAAGGCCGCGACGGACAGGAGAACCAGCAAAGAAAGCUUACCAACAAGAAGAAAGCCAAAUUGAGGGCGGCUGGGCUCUGUUUUGAAUGCAAACGAUUGGGUCACCUGUCCAAGGAUUGCCCAAAGUUCCACAAGGCCAAACCGUUGCAUGUCAACGCAAACGCGGUUAAAGUACGCCCCAAGAGCAAGGUCAGGGUGUUGUUGGUCAUGCUCAAAGAGCUAGACAAACUCACCAGGCUGAAGGAAAAAAUUGAGAUCAACGCAGUAGGCGUUGGGCGGAAGAACAAAGAACUGGGACCAAAACAUGUUGAGCGAAACGCUAUCAAGGUUAAGGACCACACGAGGAAGGUCCUGAACACGCUGAUAGUUGAAGCCAAGCUCGAAGGCAAGUCUGUUUGCGUACUGUUAGAUUUGGGAUGUCAGACUGACAUGGUAUCCACAACCAUUGUUGACCAACUCAGAUUACCAAAAGUGAAACUCACAAAACCGCUGCAAGUACAGUUGGCAAUGGCAGGGUUGCGAGGGACGCUACAUUAUGGUGUGAAAGCUAGAAUAGAAUACCAAGGAAUUGAUGAGUAUCAAGAUUUUGAUGUGGGGAAUUUAGACAACUACGACUUGAUAUUGGGAACACCAUUCCUAUUCCAACAUAGCGUACAACUAAGUUUCAACCCAUACGGGGUAUACAUCGGCUCUACAAAAUCCCUACCACUUGAUGGGGAGCAGGUUAUACAGAUUAACUUGUUGUCCGCAGACAUUGUGGGACUGCGAAUGGCGGAACUACGUGACAUGCUCAGAAGUGAGGCGAUGAGCGUGUGCAAACCUCAGGACGGAAACACGCCCCUGCCGCCGUUCCAAGCAAUAAACCACCGAAUACCUCUGGUGGAUGAGCAGAGAACGUACCGCUUUAGACCCUCGAGAUGUCCCGAAGCGCUUAAAGGACAAUUUGAGUCAAAGGCGAGGGAAUACUUGGGAUCGGGACGCUGGAAGCAUAGUACUGGCUCAAACGCGAUACCAAUGUUAUUCAUACCCAAGAAGAAAGACGGAAGUAUUGAGCUACGCACCGUGUUAGACAAGCGCAAACAAAACGCAAAUACGGUGAAAAUGGCAUCACCAUUGCUGUUACCCAAAGAUAUCCUUGCCAAAGUCAGUAGGCAUAAGUAUCAAACGCUACUGGACGGGAAGGACGCUUACAAGCAAAUUCAGGUGGUACCCAAAGACAUGCAUAAGACAUUGUUCCACACGCCUAUGGGGACUAUGGUUAGUCACGUAAUGCAGCAGGGGGACUGUAACGCGGGCGCAACAUACCAAGCGCUGAUGAACCACAUUUUUGCGCCGUAUAUAGGAGUAUUUAUGUUCGUGUACCUAGACAACAUAGUGAUAUUCUCAGAUACAAUAGAAGAACACGUUAAACAUAUUCGUACCAUAUUGGGGGUGCUCAAGCGCAAGAGACUCUUCCUGAGUCCAAGUAAGAUGCAGUUCUUCACGGAAGAAUUGCGUAUACUGGGGCAUAUAGUCAACAAGAAGGGGAUCAGAAUGGACCCGCAUAAAGUCAACUUGGUGUCCAAGUGGAAGACGCCUGAAUCAAAAGAACAAUUAGCUAGCUUUCUAGGUGCGGUUGGAUACCUAGCACCAAACUGUCCAGGUAUUUGCAUACCAAUGGCGCCGUUGGCUAAGAGAGCAAGUGGCAACACACCAUUCAGAUGGGGAGGCACCGAGGAACGUGCCUUCCGUGACACAAUUAAACUGGUGGAAGAAUUCCGUGAUAGACAUUGCGUGGCGCUCAAAUAUGGCAAGAACGAGUCACCCAUAUACCUAAUUACAGACGCUAGCUUGACAGGGGCGAGCGGACUAGUAAGCCAAGGCAAAGAGUGGCAAACAGCGCAAGUAGCCGCGUUCUGGUCCGCCAAGUUCACCACGGCUCAACAGAACUACUCAGUCACGGACCGGGAAGCGUUAGCUGUGGUGUGUUCAUUGGAUAAAUUUGGACCGUUACUACAUGGGGUAGAGUUUACAAUACUCAGCGAUCACAAGGCACUGGAGUACCUACAGACUCAGAAGGAUCUUAACCCGCAACAAAUACGAAUGUCAGAGAAACUGAGUCAGUUCAAUUGCACAAUUAAAUACAUUGAGGGAUCAAAAAACGUCCUUGCGGACGCCCUAUUGCAAAUGUAUAGUGAGGAUAGGAAAGGCACAGAGCGUGCGGAGAGCAAGUUUGUACCAGACUACGAGGAGGGAGACAACAUACGGGACGCACGCACGCGUAACCAAUCAGUGACCCGACCAGUAGUAACUGGAAUGGCAGCCAAGGUGGCGAGUGAGAGCCAGACCAUGUCGGCAGGCGUCCAACGGAACCCGGAGCGCAAAAGAGUGGCCCCGGUUUGCUACGACCCGGAAAUACCGGGAAGAGCGGGGCAAAGGAUCAGGGCACCACAUAACCAAGGAAAUGAGCGCGUGAAAGAAAAUUGGAACCCCGACAUACGUGAUGAAUUUGUUGGGGAACAAAUUGCGGAAGAGGACUUGAGAGAAACCAAGCCCAAUGAAAGAGAAGAGACCUCACCAACAAGCGCUGAGCUGGAGGGCGGGAGUUGGGCGGACAACAAACAAGACAAGUGGGACCCGUUAGACCGCUCAGAUCACCAACAGAUCACAACGCUGGUGAAAGAGUUAGACGUGAAUGAGGCAAUAGCAAACAGCUACCAGAGUGACAAGGAUUACGCAAGAAUAGUGAAUGAACCAUUGCGUUUUGCUCAAUUCAAGCUAUGCAACAAUUUACUAUAUUUCACAGAACACGGUAGGAUGUACCUAUGCGUCCCAGACACCACGGUUGGGGAAUGGCACAUAAGGACAUUACUGAUAUCACACGCGCACUUGAUAGUGUCACACCUAGGAUACAAGAAGACAUACGCAUAUAUGAGGGAAAGUCUAUAUUGGAAAAAUAUGGCUAAAGACGUGGAGAAAUUCUGUGCAGCAUGCGUGUCUUGCGCAUCAUCCAAGAAGUUGACUCAGAAACUGUACGGGCUGCUGAAACCAUUACCAGUACCCAAAUACCUGUGGGCACAGAUUGGCGUCGAUUUCCUGGGACCAUUAACGGAAUCCGCAACCCUACUGGGUAAAUUUGACAUGGUAUGCGUGGUAAUCGACCACCUUACGUGCAUGGCGCACUUGAUACCAACAAGGUUGGACUACAUGGCCCGCAACAUGGCCAAGGUAUUUCACGCAAAUGUCUUUAGGCUGCAUGGGGUACCCGAGAUCAUCAUUAGCAAUAGAGACAAGCUAUUUACAUUGAUCUUCUGGAAGACGCUCUAUGAACUAUUAGGUACCAAACUGAGACUGUUGUUGGCGUUCCACCCACAGACAGACGGGCAGACCAAAAGACUCAUACGCACGAUACUGGCACUGAUACGCGUGUGCAUAAACCCAGCGUUGAGAGACUGGGCAACCAAAUUACCUAGUAUUGAGUUUGCAGUAAACUUGGCUAGAUUGGAGACCACCGGGUUCAGUCCAUUUGCACUGAAUUACGGACAAACCCCACGUCCAAUAUUAGUGCAAACCAAUACUGACAUGUACGGGGUACGCAACGCGGCCCGCAACAUCAAAUACGCACUAAUGAUAGCACACAAUGCCAUCAUUGGUUUGCGAAUAAGUCAGAUGGUCAAAGCUAACAGGCAUAAAAGACCUUCACCAUUUAAGACCAACGACUUAGUAUAUGUUAGUACCAAGAACAUGAGAGUGCCGCUGGGGAAACCACACAAGUUAUUGGCGCAAUGGAUUGGGCCAGUAAGAAUAGACGGUGUGGUCAAGGAAGGGGCCACUUACCACGUAGAGUUGCCCAACAACUUGAAGCAAAGAGGAAUAAAGCCAAUAUUCCACGCGUUGCUACUGAAACCACAUGUACCAUAUGAGGAUUGUUGCUUCCCGGGAAGGAACUACAAGCAGAUAGCCUCCUUAGAAGCCAAUGAUGAUGAAUGGGCAGUUGAGCGGAUAGGCGGACAUUGCGGCAAGGGGAAUAACGCAAUGUUUGAGAUAGUAUGGCAAUUGGGAGACCGUACCUGGGAAUCAUACCGCGUGGUACGGCACCUUGAGGCCCUAAGACAAUAUUUCGAAGCCUUAGGGAUCAGCCGCACUAAAGAGCUACCGUGGAAAGAAGACGGGGAAGUACCGUACAAUGAACUUAGUGAUAGUGGGUCUGAAACCCUCAAAUGCGCAAGCGUAAGGGUACUUAAGGAAGCAAUAUGGGAACCUCAACCGGUCAUCAGCACCAUAUCUCACUGCCUAAGACUAGAUCCUUUAUUAUCACACUUGACUCUAUCUACAAAAUGUACCACGGCCGGCAAAGACGCCGCAGUUGCAACCAAGAACAACAGCGGGAUGCACCACCAGCGUACAACCCAGGACCCAACGAACAAGUCAAUGCAGGCUUACUACGGCUGCUCAACAUGGUGGCCCAGACCAGCCUCAAAACCGUUAGGGCAAGAAACGCCCCACUCCCCCAAAGGGGAAGGCAAGGACAGUUUGGGAGGCCAAACAUGGCCAGGUCCCCGCAUGUUGGGAGAGGUCAGAUGGACCUGUACAAAGGUAUUAUUGGCGUCAGUACCAAUGGGCCAUUGCGUGCACGACCAAGAGAGCGGACUUACCAAGGGUCAUCUACAGGAAGACGCCUUAAACGGCGACGCACUCGACUUAAUGCUAGGAAUUGCGGCCGAUCACCUACCAGAAGCACGUUGGCCUCCCAGUCUAGCAAGGGAUCCACCGUACAAGGAAGAAGUACCUCAACCAAGCACGGACAAAGAACGCAAACGGGAAGAAAACAAGCGCGUACCCAAUCCAGUCCCUACAACCCUACCGGAUCCGGUCGAGAGGGGACCGGCGAAUCAUCCAAGGAGACCAGCGACGGAACCAACCCAGGCGGGGACAAUUGGACAGCAAGUCAACAAACUGGCAAGGAAGGUAUUGCUGGCAAUUCUCUUGGUCGAGAACGUCAUAUCAGUAACCACAACUCUAAGCAAACGCGUGAAGAGGACUCACCAGCGGGUCAUAGACAGGGAGUGGGACAUCAUGGAAGACAUGUCCCGUAUUGCGCUUCAAGCACUAAGGAUAGAAGACAAACCCAGGAUUGGGGACGCAAACUACCCCCAGGAGCUGAUCAGGAGGGCGUAUCCCAUGCCCCAGAUGCCAGAGUUGACGGAGAGGGGGGAACAAGGCGACUUUGAGACACUACGUACUGUCAAGGCUCCCAAAUCCAGCAUUGGAGAGGACAAGGACAAGCCCUCACCUGGUAGCAACGCAGGAGCCGAGCCGGCCAUUGUUGGCGACCAAGACGACCCAGAUGUCCGCGAUGCCACUGACCACGUUGCCAAGUGGACCAACCUUGGGCCAGACAUCAAGAUGUGGGACGCCGACAAGGGACUCAAGACCAUUGAGCCUGAACAACCUUGCAUCUCCCCAAGGAAGCUUGAACUCAAGCAAUCUUCUACGCGUCGAGGAUCUGAUCAAAACGACGGAAAAGGAGGAGAGCAAACCAACGGAGGAAAGGGAAGGAAGUGA